This is a messenger RNA of Stegostoma tigrinum, 5949 nucleotides long. RefSeq names its product mediator of DNA damage checkpoint 1 (gene mdc1). Gene Ontology annotation, biological process: positive regulation of transcription initiation by RNA polymerase II. Gene Ontology annotation, cellular component: nucleus. Bases 963 to 5453 code for a protein of 1496 amino acids. The record is from RefSeq and is a predicted model, not a curated record. Lineage: Eukaryota; Metazoa; Chordata; Chondrichthyes; Orectolobiformes; Stegostomatidae. Gene Ontology annotation, molecular function: protein binding. The transcript has 15 exons.
GGGAGGCGGAGGAGCAGGAGGAGCCGAGAGACUGUGAUCGCGAGCCCAAGGGCCGCCUCAUGAUGUUCGCAGGGAUCUUGAGAGCGGAGGCUGAACUGAUAUGUCGAAUACUAGGGCGCGUGCAUUUAAGGUGAGAGGAAGAAAGUUCAAAGGAGGCUUUGGGGCAAGUUUUUUAGAAUGGUUGGAGUCUACAGUACGCCACUAGGGGUUGUGGUGGAGGGAGAUAUCAAAGGGAUGUUUAAUGGAUUUUUAGAUAAGCCCAUGAAUAUGCAAGAAAUGGAGGUCUAUGGACCAAGGGCAGGCAGAAAAGAUUAGUUUAAUGUUGUAUUAUGUUUGGCACAGCAUUGUGAGCCAAAUGGCCUGUCCCUGUGGUGUAUUGUUCUAUGUUCUAAACUUCUUAAGAAAGUACUGGAAAUACUCAGCUAGUUUGACAGCGUCUAUGCAGAUAGAAUUUGAGUUGACAACUUUAAUGAGAAACAGCUUCUCCUUCAGUGUGACAUUUGCUUACGCUGGCACUGGGUAGUUUGGGUUUUCAGCAUCUUUUGCAACCUCAGAAUGUUACAAAGCAUUUUAUAACUAGGCAAAUACUUUGAAGCACUGUAACUUGUAUAAUUUGCAAAUUCCAGGCAACACGAUCCUGCUUAAAGCGCCGUGUCAAGUGAUUUAUUUUUGUACCUACCUGAGGAAACUGACUAGGCUUAACAUCUCAUCCUAAGGAUGGCACUGCACUGCCUCUGUACGGAGAGUAUUGGGCUGUAUUUUGUGCUAAAGUUUCUGGUCUGAUCUUAUGGUGCUGAUUAGUGCUACCCAUUGAGCCAUAACAUUUGCAGUAUGAGAGAUUAACUGGAGAGCUUUGUUAUUUAUGGCAUGUCCAGGGUGGUGAAAUGAAAGUGGGUAGGGAAGGAUGUUGGCUCAUUUUUGCAGACUCUUAAUGUUAAACAAUCACGUUUCAGUUUGUUUCCAUGGCCAUUGCAGGUUUUCUGUUGUAUCAAGGCGAAAACGUUAUCGGUAGACACGAGAGCUGUCACGUCCACAUCCCUGUCUCCUCUGUGUCCAAGAGGCAUGCUGUGAUUGAGAUUGAUGGCAACUCCCACCUGAUCUAUGACUGCAACAGCUUGAACAAGACCCGGCGCAGGAAUGCUGUUCUCAAGCCCAAUGUCCGCUAUGCCAUCAAUGACGGCGACCUCUUCCUUUUUGCCGACGUCGCCUGCCAGUACGUGAUGCUACCACCAGCAGCACAAAUCGGAGACUCUGGUUCCGAAACUGACUCGGAGUCACUGUUUCCCCACGCGAAGCCGGGCUUGGAGAUCCGGCAACCGGCUGGCAGUGAGGCAGCUGGUGGCAAUUUGGAAUCAGCGGAGGAUUCGCUCGUGCUGUCGCCUACCCAACCCUACCACGCCAAAUCAGUGAUUCCCCUUCAGUCUGACACCUAUGUGAAGGAGUCUGAGGAUGACGACACGCCAUGGAAAUGCAGUGUACCGUUCACUGCCCAGGGUGGUCAGCGUCUGAACACCACAGCAUAUCAAACUCCAUCAGCGCAUGUUGUUCCCGAGAGUGACCAUGAAGAGGAUGAGUCGUCUCAUUCCAACCUUCAGUCGAAGCAGCUGCAUUACGACAGCGAGACUGAUCUGGAGGAAGAUCCGGAAGCUGGUAAACAAUGGACAGAAGGCUGUGCCAUGCGCCCAGAUGACAGCAAUCGUGUGAAUUCUGAAAUGACGGGCAGAGAAGAGCAGCAAGCUGACAAUAAGCCACCACUGAUUGGUGUUGUAGCCUCUGACAGUUUCAAGACUGUCCAAGCAACUGAUGUUCCCCGGGGAACAUUAGAUGGUGACACAGGAAGGACAUCUUCCUGGGAGUCUGGUGCCCCACCAGUUGCUGAUCUCCUGCCCCAUUUCAGCCGGGACAGCAGCGAGGAGGAGAAGGAGGACUCACAGUUAAACAGUGAUGCCUUGCCGUUGGGUGCCAAAACAGAUUCCAAUCUCACUGGGCUCCAGGAGGCAAAGGCUGCCAUCUGUAACUGGGACUUGAUCUAUCCAGGCACCAGGAAAGAAAGCAGGAAGGCAGACAUCUCCACAGACUCAACAGCAGAAGCCAAAGAAGCAGCAGGCGGCGUUAACAAGAGGGAGCCACUGGAGGAGAACAGUGACACCGAUGUCGACGAUGAUACUGAGUCAUACGCUCUGGAGCCAACGCAGUGCUUCACACUAAAUGUUUCGGACACCCAAGAUGAAGCAACAGGAGGAAACAAUCAUGUGCCAGACUCUGGCAUUACAGUAGGUGCUAACACUGAGGAGAAACCCACGCAGUUGCUGGCCUGUCAAUCGCCCACCUUCAACAAGGACCCUAUCAAGGCUGGCAAUACAGCAGCAAGCAACACAGAGGAAGAUGUGACACAGCCAUUCAUCUUUCGAUCUCCAACAUUUGGCAAAGACCUAUGCAAAAGUAACACAGCAACAGUGAGCAAAGCUGAGGAAGAAGCCACGCAGCUUUUUACCUUUCUGUCUCCAGCACCCAGUGAGGAUGCUUUCAAACAUAGCAGCAUGUCAGUGGGCAAUACAGAGGAAGAGGCUACACAGCCAUUCACCUUUCAGUCUCCGACAUUCAGUAAAGACAUUUUGAAAGGGGGUGCUGUGACAGUGAGUGAUACAGAGGAAGAGACUACGCAGCCACUUGUGGCAGAUGCUGCUAUUGAACGUCCUGUUACAGUUUCGCCUUGCUCAGAGCCCAGUGAGGGAAUACCUGAGAAUAAUCAGUGGGCUGAGGAGGAAACCCAGCCCUUCUUCUUUCAGAACCAGCCCGCAGAGGUGGACCACGGCGGAGAACCUGAAGAAACAGAAGACACUGUGCCUAUUGUACCCACUGUGGAUUGUCCAGCUUCGACUGUGCGAGACCUGCCUGACAAUCCUCCAGGGAUAAAAAGACAGAGCCUGUUGGAAGAGGGGAGCGGCCUGGGCCCUCAGGCAGUACCAGAGCAGCCACAGAGCCCUGAAGGUGGAAAGGGAGGUCACAAGCAGCAAAUGAAUGAGGAGAGGAGCUCCGCGGCUUUGGUAGAGCAGCAGUGCAGUGCAGCCAGUGAGGACAUGGGGAAGCGAGAGGUCUUGGGCGACACAGCACUGAUGCAAGAGAGUGAACAUUCGCUGUUAAUGAUCAGGGGGCAGACAGCAAGUCCAGACACUGGGGAGUGCAGCAAAAGCAGCUUAAACCCAAACCCCAGUCCAGCUCCAAUUCUGCUGAGCAGCCAGAGAGAGACUGAGGCGGAAGCAGAGGACUCAACCAUUCCCAGGGACAGACAGCGGAAACAUCGAUCUGCAAAGACCGGGGACUCCCAGCAAUGUCAGCACAGGGAAGACCCAGAGCCAGGCUCUGAGGAAGCUGCCUUGCCAGUGGAUAGGGUACAGGCAGGGCCAAGAAGAGGUAGGGGCAGGCUCAAGUCCACCUCUGCAUCCAUCACGGAUGACAAUCGAGGCCAUCCAGAGGAGGGGGAGGGAGAGGGGGCAAGUUGUCAGGCCCCUGUUAGAGGCUGCAGAACUAAGCAGAAGUCUCUGGCAGCAAUCGAUCAACAGGCUGGAAGCACGGAAGAAACUCCCCGAACUGAUGGGGCAUCACAGCAGCAGGCAUCAGGGAGACCCAGAAGGAGAACUGGGUCUGCACUGGGUCAGACCAGGAGUGUGGAGGAGUCUGGCAAGACCGAUGGUUCACCACAGCAGCAGGCAUCAGGAAGAUGCAGGAGGCGAGCUGGCACCUCCCCUGCAAAGCAGGCUGGGAGUGUGGAGGAGGCUGCCCAAACCAGUGGUGCAUCACAGCAGCACCCAGGAGGCAGAGGCCGGAAGAGAUCGGGGUCUACGCUGGGACGCAGUGAGAGUGUAGAGGGGCUUCUUCAAACCGAUGGUACAUCACAGCAGCACCCAGCGGGCAGAUGCAGGAGGCGAACUGUGGCAGCACCAAUUCAGGGUGAGUGUGUGUUGGACGCUUCCCAAACUGAUGGUUCAUCACAGGAGCGGCCAGCGGGCAGAGGCAGAAGGAGAGCUGGGUCUGCACUGGGACAGGCUGGGAGUGUGGAGGAGACAUCCCAGACUGAUGGUACAUCACAGCAACAGCCUACAGGAAGAGGCAGGAGGAGAGCUGGCACCUCACCCACAAAGCAGGCUGACAAUGUGGAGAUGCCCCAGACUGAUGGUACAUCACAGCAACAGCUACAGCCUGCAGGCAGAAGCAGGAGGAGAGCUCGCACCUCAUCUUCAAAGCAGGCUGAGAGUGUGGAGGAGAUGUCCCAGACUGAUGGUACGUCACAGCAACAGCUUGCAAGCAGAGGCAGGAGGAAAGCUGGCACCUCCCCAUCAAAGCAGGCUGAGAGUGUGGAGGAGGCUUCCCAAACCCAUGGGGCAUCACAGCAGCACCCAGGGGGCAGAGGCAGGAGACGAUCUGUGGCAGCACCGAUUCAGAGUGAGAGUGUGUUGGAUACUUCCCAAACUGAUGGUUCGUCACAGGAGCGGCCAGCGGGCAGAGGCAGGAGGAGAGCUGGGGGAGAGGUGACAAUUCAGGAUGACAGUGUGGGGAACACUCCCGAAACCAAUCAGUCAUCACAAAAGGGACUGAAGGGGAGAGGCAGGAGGAAGCAGGAACGUGCACAGCCUUCUUCGCAGGAGACAGCAUUGUCAUCUGGGCGUAAGCGACAUGCACAGGGGGCUAGUCCGUCAGAGAGUGAGAAGGAAAGCAGCUCCCCCCCACAGGUUAAAACCCGUCGUACAGCAGGCCGCCUGUCCUCGGGCUCUCUCCUCGAAACUGCCACUCCUCCUAAGGUCAUGUUCACAGGGCUGGUCGAUGAGAACGGGGUGAAGGUGAUUAAACAGCUCGGGGGUGAGGUCGUGGAGUCGGUGCACGACAGCACACACUUGGUCACAGACCGGAUUCGGCGUACUGUCAAGUUCCUGUGUGCUGUUGCCAGAGGGAUCCCUGUGGUGACCCCGGACUGGCUGGUAAAGUCUGGCAAAAGCAGCUGCUUUCUGUCCACCAGUGGAUUCUUGGUUGAUGACAGUGACCAGGAGAAGAAAUUUAACUUCAAGCUAGCUGAGUCCCUGCAGAAAGCGAAGGAGCAGCCACUUCUCCAGGAUUACCGGGUCCACGUGACAUCGGGUGUCCUCCCUGAGCCAAGCCAGAUGGAGAGCAUUGUGCAGUGCAGCGGAGCGACCGUGCUGCCCAAGAUGCCGCGCGUCUACAAGGCGAAAACCCUGGUGAUUUCAUGCCCAGACGACCUGCCUAAGUGCAAACCUGCUCGGAACGCCAAGGUCCCUAUUGUCAAUGCCGAAUUCAUCCUGACUGGGAUUCUGCAGCAGGUGGUGGACUUGGUGAGUUACCGGCUGGACCUGGAUGUCACUGAUCAGUUAGAGGGGAACGCCGAAAAGAGGAGUUUGGCAGCAGCACAGUCCACUGAUAGCAGGAAAAAAAAGCGUUGACUUGUUUUAAAACCAGAUGUAGAAAUUUUAUUGCAGUUGUAAAUCCAUAAUGUAAUUUUAUAUAUAUUAAAAAAAAUGAAGAAACCUAAUGUAAUGAUUUCAUUCCCAGUAGUCGUUCGGUGAAUUGUUUUUAACCACUGACUGGAAUUGCAAAUGAUAAACACCUCAGGAAUUUUUGUAGCUGUCCCUACUUUUGCAGAAGUCUUUUGAGUGUUUUGUGAGAAAUGAAUUUCAGUUGACUGGUAAGGUAUUUACUAGUACCCACAGUGACAGACAUUGCUAUUCACCAAAAGCUUACAGCCUGUAAAUGUUUAGUCCCAGAGAGAGAAAGAGGGAGCUGUCACUCUGCCACUGUGGAGAUUGCGUACAGAUCUCACCGUGCCACAAAAUUAUUUCUUUAAACAAAACCUGCUGCUGCUGGCUUGCUGGUCUGUGUGUGUCCUGUAUUUAAGUGUAGCGAAAGCUUGAUACAUUAAAGGCUUUGUGUAUUUUGUAA